This is a messenger RNA of Chara braunii, 1435 nucleotides long. Lineage: Eukaryota; Viridiplantae; Streptophyta; Charophyceae; Charales; Characeae. The record is from the annotation of a GenBank genome assembly.
GGACAAGCACUUUGCGACAACACACUCGUCGCAAGGAGCCGGAAGGAGCAGGCCUCAUGCGCCUAUUUGCGACUUCCGCAGAGCCCACAUUGGCUCAAAAAAAACAGGAUGGCAAAAAAGACCGCCAUGUGGUGCUGCAAAGAUUUGCGGCCCUUCAAUGUGGUAGCCGACGAGGGUUUUAUAGACGUUGUGCAAGAAGCGUAUGACAUGGGCGCAGCUGUGGGCAAGGCUAUGCAGAUGGGAAAGGUGAUCCCGGUCCCCAACACUGUCAAACGCCGUGUUCUCGCGACAGCAUCCUCUGCCCGUGAAAAGAACAGCCUAAGUAAAACGCUCAAGCAGGAAAAUGUGACACGGUGGAACUCAUUGUUGAUUUCCCUGAAUAGCGUUUUGGAUAGCUAUGACGAAGUCACAGCUGUCCUCGCUAGGCUUGCCAACACUAAUAGGCAGGCCAAUAAACAAUUCCUCAUCACACAAAUUGACAAGAACUCGCUUGCGGAGCUCACAAGGUUCUUGAAAUGGUUUCAGAUUGCCACCCUGAGGCUGGAGCAGUAUUUGGAACCGACGCUACACCUUGUGGCUUUCGAGCGCAGUGCUCUGAUGGAGUACUGCAAACCAUGCCAUGAGCCAUACAACGGUGAGGACGCUGAUGGUAAUAAGUUUACUAUCCCAUCAGAUUCGGAAGACAUCAUCGCCAUCAAGAUGCUAACGAAGGAUGUGUUGCAGGAGAAAUGGAUUGUGGAAGAUCUGCAUAUUGCUGCAGCUUUACUUGAUCCUCAACAGAAGGACAGGUUGGACCGUUUUGGUUUUUCGGAAGGCCAGAUUGAGCGAGGAAAGAACUGUUUGAUAGAGAUCAUGCAGAAUGUGAAAGACACAAGUGCUGAAGCAAGUGAACAACCUGCAGCAGCGGAGGGAAAGCGGCCAGCGAAACGAAGGAAGAAAGCGCCUACAAGAGAAGUCCCCGACGAGUUAACGUUGUGCGGCACAGAUGAAGAUGAGGACGAGGAACUGCCCAUCGCUUCCAUGAGACCCCUGACGUUGAUACAACGCGUGAAGGAGUUGGAAUUCUACUUUGGCUUGAAGCUGACGAAAGACGAGAAGAAGAAGUUCGACAUAUUAGUGUGGUGGAAGGUGAAGGGGACAGUUGCAAAGAAUGCAGAGGACCAGUUGCUGAUCACACCUCCACCGAUCAUGGCGCGUGCUGCUCGAGCAAUCCUGUGUGUUCCUGCGUCGAGUUCCAAGAGCGAGUGCAAUUUCUCAGACGCAGGAAACACUGUCACAAAAAAAAGAAACCAGCUCAAUCCAUUCGUGGUGGAUAGUGUCCUUUUUGUUCGUUCCAACUAUGAUGUGCUGAACUGAUGCAAAUUUUCUACCUUUGGAGGCUAGAUAGUUUGCUGGAUUUCAGCCACGCUCACAGUGUUGUGGCUUUGCAGCAUCA